Lotus japonicus is the source of this 2134-nucleotide messenger RNA. RefSeq lists its product as uncharacterized. The record is from RefSeq and is a predicted model, not a curated record. The transcript has 4 exons. The coding region runs from base 216 to 995 and encodes 259 amino acids. NCBI's taxonomy places the organism in Eukaryota, Viridiplantae, Streptophyta, Magnoliopsida, Fabales, Fabaceae.
UUUUCUCUUGUAGCUCACACACAGAUCAUAACCUUAUCCGCCGCAUCAGAUUGUCACAGAUCAUAACCUUAUCCAGUCAGCAUAACCUUCUGCCAUCGUUUCUCUGGUAUCAUUUUGACAGUCACAGAUCGUCUUUUUCUACCGCAUCAGAUUUGGGAUCUGAUGUUGAUUUUGCCGUUCACUUCAGAGAAUCUUCCAACAAACAUCAACAUCAAAUGCACAAAGAUCCUGCUUUAGAACCCUGUAGUAAGAAGAUAUCCCAUCACAGACAUCAGCAUCAAAUGCACAAAGUUCAACCACUUAUGAACUCUUGUGUCGUAAGUCCCCAGAGCAAGAGGAAAUUAGACCAAUAUAUGAAUAGUGGUAAGUACAUUACUACUUUUGAACUCUGUACAAAGAAGUAUGGCCAACACAAUGUCGUAAAUCAGAGUGGAAGUAAAAAAUCGUCCCCCACACCCUUGCUAGUUUCCAAAGGAAAAAGCGUUAUUUUGAAAGAAACAAAAGAAAAUGUUGAUUGCUCCACUCUUAAAGACAGAAUAGGACAUUGCAUUCUGUCUCAGGAAGACUAUUCCCAUCUGAGUGACUCUGGUGAUUGUUCGAAAGGUUUACACUUAGAGAAGCACAGGAAUUUGAAAAGCGAACAUAAAGAUUUAAUGUCUAGUAGUACUUGUACUCAUAGUUUCAAGACAUCAAUUAAGUCAUUGGUUGACAAAGAGUUUGUCGAUUCAAUUAAGAGUUCGCAAUCAUUAAGCUCCAAAAGGGAAGACAAGGAACUCAAUCCACCGCCCAAGAACUUCUUAGCUUUCAAAGGUAACCAUCUACUAAGGCCAAUUAUUCCAAUUGGACCUAGAUUUCAAGUAGAAGUUCCUAAUUGGGAUGUCACAAGAAAUAGUCUAAAUAGUGAUGAAGAUCGGAAGUGGUUGGGCACUCAAAUUCCCGAAAUGAAUACAAAAGUUAUUCGGAAAAGGAGGAUGAAAUUCAAGGGGGGAAAAUAGACUAACACCCUCACUUUCCCGGCUAAAGUGACCCUGGCGAGUGUACUUCUUGACGGAAUGAGUAAGAGUUGAACAUUGCAAUCUGUCUCACUGUUGUGCUUAAUAACAUGUUAAUGAAGCAUGAAAAUUAUUGCAAUUGGAUGUUGACGUGAUGAUUAAUGACUUGUUGACGAGAAGAUUAAUGACUUGAUAGAUGUUUCCAAAAUAGGGAAUUGGAAGAACAAAAGAAAUUUGAAUCUCUUGUAAAUUGAAUUUUUCUAUCAAAUGAAAUUCUCAAAGCUCAUCAUGGAACGUCGUGCACGCAGAUUACUAUUACAAUAUGUGUUCCUGACUGUAUGAGUUGCUGGCAAUACUUUAAUUUUUUUACGUUGUUGGUAUGAGUUGCUUUAUAAAUUACUUAGUUAUUGCGGUAUUUGAUCCAAUUAUCAAAAUGGAGAAAGUCGUUGGAUAUUUUUGUCGGGUUGAUAUAAAAUAAGAAAAAUGUUCAUUUAUGUAAUAUUCCUCAUACUUUAAAUAAGAAAAAAUAUUUAAAUAUAACACUAAACUUACUUAUUACUAUACCAACACUGAACUUUUUAGCAACUUCCCUCUCACUAUACGACUUGGUAAAUUCUAAGAAUGUUACCUUUCAUCGUGUUGUGAAGUCGAGUUGUAACAACUUUUUGUUGCAAGUAACAGGUAACAAAAUGGUAAUAGCAAGUCCAAUAGUUGCUAACAUCUUUCUCCCUUGUCUUUGGAACAAUGGUACACCAUUGUGCAAUUGGACAUUGACGAGAAGAUUAAUGACCUGAGAGAUGUUUCUGAAAUAUGCAUAUUGGAAGAACAAAAGGAAUUUGAAUCUCUUGUAAAUAGAUUUUUUCUUUCAAAAGAAAUUCUCAAAGCUUAUCAUGGAACGUCCUGCACGUAGAUUGCUAUUACAAUGUAUGCGUUCCUGACUAUAUGAGAUGCUGGCAAUACUUUGAUGUUUUUCACUCUGUCGGUAUGAGUUGCUUUAUAAAUUCCUUAUGUAUCGUUUUAGUUGAUCAAAUUAUCAAAGUGGAGAAAGUCUAAGGUGAGAGGGGUGUGACUUGUAGAUAGAAGUUGCUAAAUUUAAUUACAAUUUAUUCAAGGAGGUAUCUUGAUUUUUUUUAUGGGGGUCG